Molecule: messenger RNA, 1437 nt
Organism: Arctia plantaginis
Lineage: Eukaryota; Metazoa; Arthropoda; Insecta; Lepidoptera; Erebidae
Source: the annotation of a GenBank genome assembly
AUGGGGCAGACUGCAACACACGUUGAUGUUAACUACACAUCAAUAAAUUACACCGAAAAUAUAGUACAGUAUGAUAGAGAUGAGUGUGUUGUUGCUGAUGAUCCAAAAUAUCCAAGUAGCUUUGGAAUUACCCUUGCAGUUCCAGAGUGGGAGGCAAUAUGUACAGCAAUAGUUCUCACACUAAUAAUAAUCUCAACUAUAAUUGGAAAUAUUCUAGUCAUUCUAAGCGUGUUUACAUAUAAACCUCUGAGGAUUGUCCAAAACUUCUUCAUUGUGUCUCUUGCAGUAGCAGAUUUAACAGUAGCAAUAUUAGUUCUACCCCUGAACGUAGCGUACUCUAUUCUUGGGCAGUGGGUGUUUGGCAUAUAUAUAUGCAAAAUGUGGCUCACUUGCGACAUAAUGUGUUGCACUUCAUCCAUAUUAAAUCUAUGUGCGAUCGCUUUAGAUAGAUACUGGGCUAUCACUGAUCCUAUAAACUAUGCACAAAAAAGAACUUUAGAAAGAGUUCUCCUCAUGAUUGGAGUAGUUUGGAUUCUCUCAUUAAUUAUUAGCUCACCACCAUUGCUUGGGUGGAACGAUUGGCCAGAUGUGUUCGAACCUGACACACCCUGCCGUUUGACAUCUCAACCCGGCUUUGUUAUUUUUUCUUCUUCCGGUUCGUUUUACAUCCCAUUAGUCAUAAUGACAGUAGUUUACUUUGAGAUAUAUUUGGCCACUAAAAAAAGACUCAGAGAUCGUGCUAAGGCUACAAAAAUAAGUACGAUAUCAAGCGGUCAGAAUCGAGGCACAAAUAAGGACAACGACCAGCACGAUCAGGAUUCUGUAAGUUCCGAGGCAAAUCAUAACGAACAUCAAGGAGUGACUCGUUUGGUCUCCGAUUCAGAAAAGAAAAGAAGAACUAGAAAACUGACACCGAAGAAAAAGACAAAGAAACGAUAUUGGAGCAAAGACGAUAAAUGUCAUAAUAAACUCAUAAUACCUAUCUUAUCAAAUGAAAAUUCAGUUACGGAUGUAGCGGAAAACUUAGAAAAUAGGAACACAUCGUCAGAAAGUAACUCAAAAGAAACUCAUGAAGAAGACUUGAUUGAAGUUAAUGAAACCGAAAAAACUGUAAAAAGUCAUAAACGUCCUAAACCCUGUCAGCAAAACAUUGUUUACCAAUUUAUUGAAGAAAAACAACGUAUUUCUUUGACAAGAGAGCGUCGCGCCGCUAGAACUCUAGGCAUUAUAAUGGGAGUAUUUGUAUUUUGUUGGCUACCUUUUUUUGUUAUUUAUCUUGUGAUACCCUUUUGUGUUGGUUGCUGUUUGUCAAACAAAUUUAUCAAUUUCAUUACUUGGCUUGGCUACAUUAAUUCCGCACUAAAUCCUUUGAUAUACACCAUAUUCAAUAUGGAUUUCAGGAGAGCAUUCAAAAAGUUACUUUGUAUGAAACCGUGA